Messenger RNA from Ipomoea triloba (trilobed morning glory), 633 nucleotides. RefSeq lists its product as uncharacterized. NCBI's taxonomy places the organism in Eukaryota, Viridiplantae, Streptophyta, Magnoliopsida, Solanales, Convolvulaceae. The transcript is spliced from 2 exons. The record is from RefSeq and is a predicted model, not a curated record. The coding region runs from base 1 to 633 and encodes 210 amino acids.
AUGGCCUGCUAUCGUGAUGAAACCUCACCAAAUCCUUCCAAGAGAUGCAAAUGCCUUUCCUCGACUUUGAAGGAUGCAUUUGCUAACUGCCAUGGUUUAUGCUGCAAGUUCUCUACUUCCAGACUGGAAAACGAAGAAGAAGAAGAAGAAGAAGCUCUAACCAGUGAUUACGAAGAAGAUGAAGAAUUUGUCUCGGCAGUCAUAAGCAAAUACCUGGAAUCAAAAUUCAGGCAGAAGAUGAGCCUUAAUUUGUGCUGUGAUUUCUCCCCUGCUGCCGGAGAUUUGUUCAUCCCUGCAAAGGCAAUAUUAAUGCAGCAGAAGCUGGGAAACAAUGGUGAAGAAAGAGAGGAGUUUGUGUCUGUUGGCAGCCAUUUCUCUCACUGCUCAUCAAGCUCUACCGGCAGCAUGGAGGCAUUUGUGUCGGCCAAGACGAGCUUUUCCCGGUGCUCGAGCUUGAGCGGGAUCGAUUUCCCUGAUUUGUGGAGGCGGGGCUCGAACAUUGUGCAGUUUUCUCAGUGCGAAGGAUGGCCGUUUGGUCUUUGCCGGCGGGCUUUGUUGCUCCCACCUCUGCCCAAAUCUCCGUCUGAUUCUUGGAAGUGGCGCAAGACUGCUGGAUUUAUCAAGUUACAUUGA